UAUAAAAGCCGCCUCCAGAACGAGGAGAAACUCCGCGGGAGGAGAGCACGUUGGCGCGGUGCUGCUCGCUGAGGUACCGGCAUGACAUCCGUCCUGGGCAGCGGCAGGGCGUCGGGAGGGCCGAGCGGGCAGCUGAGAUGCAAGUCCAAGAGGAGGAGGAGGAGGAGAUCAAAGAGGAAAGAAAAACUCAGCAUACUGUCAACCUUCAUAGCACCCUUCAAGUACCUGAGUCCUGGCCCAACCACCAUGGAGGAUGAAGACAAUUUAAGUACCAGCAGUGCAGAAGUAAAGGAAAAUCGAAACAUUGGCAACCUGGAGGAUCAUCCAAUAGCAUCUACUGAUAGGGCAAGAGGGGGAACAACUAGCAGUAAGAGGAAAAGACCCUUAGAGGAAGGCAAUAAUGGCCAUUUCUGCAAACUUCAGCUUAUCUGGAAGAAAGUUUCAUGGUCAGUGACACCAAAGAAUGCUCUGGUUCAGCUACAUGAACUCAAACCAGGAUUACAAUAUAAAAUGGUGUCCCAGACAGGUCCGGUGCAUGCUCCAGUCUUUGCCGUUGCUGUGGAAGUAAAUGGACUUACAUUUGAAGGCACAGGCCCCACAAAAAAGAAAGCCAAAAUGCGCGCCGCAGAGCUAGCUCUGAAGUCAUUCGUUCAGUUCCCCAACGCCUGCCAGGCCCACCUCGCCAUGGGAAACUGCAUCAGCCCAUCCACGGACUUCACUUCCGACCAGGCCGACUUCCCAGACACUCUGUUCAAGGAGUUCGAACCCUCCACACACAGCCAGGACUUCUCGGUCUACAACCCCGUCAACAACGAGCUGCUCUCCACCGCGUACCGGCGCGGGCGCCUGCUGUGCCACACGCUGGACCUGGUGGGCCCCGCCAAGCCGGGCAAGCACCGCGCGGCCAAGGCCGAGAGCGAGAAGAACCCGGUGGUGCUGCUCAACGAGCUGCGCUCCGGCCUGCGCUACGUCUGCCUCUCGGAGACCGUGGAGAAGCAGCACAUCAAGAGCUUUGUGAUGGCCGUGAGAGUCGACGGGAGAACGUUUGAAGGUUCAGGACGCAGCAAGAAGCUGGCCAAGGGGCAGGCGGCACAGGCGGCCCUGCAGGCCCUCUUUAACAUCCGUCUGCCCAGCCACAUUCCCAGCAGGAGUAAAUGUCACCAUUUGCCACAGGAUUUUGCUGACUCUGUAUACCAAAUGGUUGCACAGAAGUUCCAGGAGCUGACAGACAAUUUCACUUCCAUGCAUGCACGCCACAAAACUCUUGCAGGCAUUGUGAUGACCAAAGGUUUGGACAUCAGGCAAGCUCAGGUUAUUGUGCUGUCAUCGGGUACCAAAUGUAUAAAUGGGGAAUACAUAAAUGACCAAGGGCUUGCGGUCAACGACUGCCAUGCAGAAAUUGUGGCAAGAAGGGCAUUUGUUCACUUCCUCUACUCACAGCUGGAGCUGCACUUAAGCAAACGGCGAGAAGACUGGGAGCGAUCAAUCUUCGUGCGGUUAAAAGAGGGAGGCUUCAGGCUGCGGGAGAACAUCCUGUUCCACCUGUACGUCAGCACCUCACCCUGCGGAGACGCGCGCCUUAACUCCCCCUACGAAAUCACAACCGACUUGAACAGCAGCAAGCACAUAGUGAGGAAAUACCGGGGGCACCUGCGGACGAAGAUCGAGUCUGGCGAAGGGACCAUUCCCGUGCGGUGCCACAACGCGGCGCAGACGUGGGACGGGGUCCUGCUGGGAGAGCAGCUCAUCACCAUGUCCUGCACUGACAAAAUCGCCAGGUGGAACAUCCUUGGGCUCCAAGGCGCUCUGCUCAGCUCCUUCAUCGAACCCCUGUACCUGCACAGCAUCGUGGUGGGGAGCCUGUACCACACUGGCCACCUGUCCCGGGUGAUGAGCCACAGGAUAGAGGACGUUGGUCAGCUGCCAGCUUCCUACCGCCGCAACCAGCUGCUUCUCAGUGGGGUGAGCCACGCAGGCGCUCGGCAGCCCGGGAAGUCGCCGGGAUUCAGCGUGAACUGGGUCCUGGGGAGCGCGGAGCUGGAGGUGAUCAACGCCACCACGGGCAAGCGCAGCUGCGGGGGCCCCUCGCGCCUCUGCAAGCACAUGUUCUUCACUCGCUGGGCCAAGCUGCAUGGCAAGCUGAGCACACGAGUACCAAGCCAUGGAGAGAUGCCAUCAGUGUACAGCGAGGCAAAGCUGGUGGCUCACACGUACCAGUCUGUUAAGCAGCAGCUGUUUAAAGCAUUUCAGAAAGCUGGCCUGGGCACCUGGGUGAAGAAACCCCCAGAGCAAGAUCAGUUCCUACUAACUGUGUGAAUCACUCCACACCUUUUCUACACGACUGGAUCAAACCAACUGGAGAGAAGGCGAGGCAGGACGAAUGAGAGAAUUGAAGCAGUUUGAGAUUUAAUAGCAACCUCCAUGGGAAUAUUUUGCUUUUAAUCCUGUAUUGGAAAUACAUAAGUAGAAAUGUGUCUGAUGCACUGAACUCAACUUUAGAAAACUGCUUUUUCAUGAUCCCUUCCCAAGAAUGUACCUGCCCAAAUUAUAAUGCCACCCCCACCAAGAUUCUGCUUUUUAUUGUUUAUUGCUGUUGGUUAUUACUGAUUUGAGGUGUUAGUGGGCCACCUGUCUGAUCCAAAAUAGACUUUUGUUUUCCUCACACAAUCAGUGCAAAAGUCAUCACUGAAUAAUGGAAAAUAGUGAGCAGAGAUGGAAGCACCCCAGGCACACAGCAUGAAAGCAGGUCUCAGAGCAUCCAUAAUCAUCCACAAAAUAAGGUUCCUAACCUCUAUGCAAAAAUCAUCCUGUAAACUGCCUAAAUCUGUGACAAAAAAUUUGGACCUCAAAGAAAUGCAACAUUUUUAAACUGAUUUUUCAUUGCUGGCUCUCAGCACAAAGCCAGGCAUCAGGAUGCCCUUGGUUUUCACACUUAUUCCCCCUGACACCUUGGACAAACCACUUCACAACAAAUCUUCAACUCUAGGCACAAUUUGCAUGCUGCAAAUUUUACUUGUCUGGCCCAGUUAAUCUCACAUGCCUUUCAGAGACCAGCCAGGGUGCAGAUCCUUUUCUAGGGGACAAUCACCCCUGUGCUGCCUGCAGGGGGGCACAGCUCUGCAGGGGCUGCCAGGGAGGAGCAGUGUGUCCACGCUCCUGGCUCUGGAUCUUCAGGAAGCUGCCUAAAGUCAGGCAGGCUGCAGCAGGACCCAGAGCCUCAGAUCUCCAAUCUCCUGAUGACCCAGAGCUCUGAGUUAAGUGGGUGUGAGCUCAGGAUGCUCCAUGCAUCUGAGCAAUCACCAGGGUACCCACAAGUAAGACAUCCCCAAACAAGAGAGCACAUUUGCUGCUUGGCUCUUCCCUGCCUCAGUUUCUCCACUUGUCAAAUGGGGAUAACAAUAAAUGCUUCACAUCUAAGGAACUUGGCAGGAUCAAAAUGCUCUGGUCAUAUGCAACAGUUUAAGAAAGAUUUUGUCACUCUUGCAAUGAGUUUUACCUCUCCACAAAGUCCAAUUGACAUAAGCACAGCAGAGGCAACCACAGGUUUGGGUAAGGUCUUACUCAAUGCAUGAGCUUUCAGAUUCUAGCUCUGUGUAAAUGCCAAGUGUUAUUAUUACUCUUCAUGCUCAUCUGCAGCCUGAAAAGCAGAUGGAGUUUUUCACUUAGGAGACAAGUAUCACCCCACAUUUAAAUAUUUUCUUCAUAACUGGGCUGGGUCUGAUACAAUCUCAUCUUUGAACCAUCCCAAACCUCAUCAGAAUGCAGAAGAUACAGUCAUGGGAGAACUGAGCUUUGACAGUCCCACUGCAAAACUAACCUUCAAAUGCCCUGCACAUUUCUCUAAGUUCCUGGGUUUUUAGAUGACAGGAUUUGCGGGUAUAUAACUACUGUUUUCUUUUUAUUCCUGUGAUUGUCUUUAAAUCUGUAUAUAACAUGCUGCUACUGAUUUGUGAUAAUUGUCUUGGUAUUUUCUCAGAACUGUCAAGCUGAGUUACUUUUCAAACAACACAAGGCUCAUAUUUUUCCAUGUAAUUUCCUUUACACGGGAAACUGUUCCUAUCAAUAAAGAUAGAUGCUCUUUGUAUAGGGUUUAUCAUGUUUGGAGAGCCAUAUACAGUAAAUACAUUGUUUAUUGAUGCCCACAAUAGAAUAGCUACAGUAUUUUGAUGAGAUUUUAUUUUUAGAUUAUAAACUACAAGAUGUAUCUAUAGUGUCUUGUAUAAAAACAAUUGUGAUAAACUAGAAUUUUUAAAUUAGGUAAAACAAAGCUCUCCCCUUCCGGAAACCUUUUCAACAAAAUAAUACAUUCCAUAUUAACUACCAAAAAUAUUUUAAAAAAUAUCCUUAGAGUAGAAAUAGCUUAAAAAAAAAA
Messenger RNA from Camarhynchus parvulus, 4372 nucleotides. RefSeq names its product adenosine deaminase RNA specific B2 (inactive) (gene ADARB2). The record is from RefSeq and is a predicted model, not a curated record. Gene Ontology annotation, molecular function: tRNA-specific adenosine deaminase activity; double-stranded RNA adenosine deaminase activity; double-stranded RNA binding. Lineage: Eukaryota; Metazoa; Chordata; Aves; Passeriformes; Thraupidae. The transcript has 10 exons. The coding region runs from base 82 to 2316 and encodes 744 amino acids. Gene Ontology annotation, cellular component: nucleolus; cytoplasm. Gene Ontology annotation, biological process: RNA processing; adenosine to inosine editing.